Messenger RNA from Pelobates fuscus (common spadefoot toad), 1893 nucleotides. It is a transcript of the gene TMED9, whose product is annotated as transmembrane p24 trafficking protein 9. NCBI's taxonomy places the organism in Eukaryota, Metazoa, Chordata, Amphibia, Anura, Pelobatidae. The record is from RefSeq and is a predicted model, not a curated record. Gene Ontology annotation, biological process: endoplasmic reticulum to Golgi vesicle-mediated transport; intracellular protein transport; Golgi organization. Gene Ontology annotation, cellular component: Golgi apparatus; endoplasmic reticulum; endoplasmic reticulum-Golgi intermediate compartment. The coding region runs from base 38 to 691 and encodes 217 amino acids. The transcript is spliced from 5 exons.
CGGCUGGGUUCCUGUCAGCUUCCUGUAGUAGUUGAAGAUGGCGGCUGCCUGGUUAGUCCUGCUCCUCUGUGCGGCGCUCAGUCCCGCGGCCGCUCUCUAUUUCCACAUCGGGGAGACAGAAAAGAAAUGCUUCAUAGAGGAGAUCCCUGAUGAAACCAUGGUGAUAGGAAACUAUCGGACCCAGCUUUAUGAUAAGCAAAGAGAGGAGUAUCUGCCGACAACACCUGGACUUGGCAUGCUUGUUGAAGUGAAGGAUCCAAAUGAUAAAGUUAUUCUUUCUCGGCAAUAUGGGGCAGAUGGUCGUUUUAUCUUCACAUCGCACAUUCCUGGGGAGCAUCAGAUCUGUCUUCAUUCAAACUCUACAAAGUUUUCACUUUUUGCUGGUGGUAUGUUGAGAGUUCACCUUGACCUGCAGGUUGGGGAGCAUGCUGUUGAUUAUGCUGAGAUUGCUGCCAAUGAUAAACUGAGUGAAUUACAGCUUCGUGUCAGACAACUGAUAGAGCAAGUGGAGCAGAUUCAGAAGGAACAGAAUUAUCAAAGAUGGCGAGAGGAGCGGUUCCGUCAGACCAGUGAAAGUACUAACACGCGGGUUCUCUGGUGGUCCAUUGCCCAGACUCUAAUCCUUGUGGCCAUUGGAUUAUGGCAGAUGAAGCAUCUCAAGAGCUUUUUUGAAGCAAAGAAACUGGUGUAACGCUAUUGGACAAACCCCAUCUAAUGUGCCAGAGAUGCAGGCCCCAUCUCCAGGUUGAUGUCUUCCAUUUACACCUCAGGAGGAUAUGAGUAUGAGACUGAGUUUCAAAAACUCCAGCAUGUGGGGCCAGAAACUCUGCCCGAAUGUUUUAUGUUACAUGUUUGCUGCCAUUAAUGGCAGACAUUUUGGAACUUUUUUACAAUUUAAUAUGAGAUUUUUGCCUGAAUCCCCUAUUCUCACCAUUAGAAUUUGACCCAUGCUUUAAAAUUUUUAUCCAUCUAAGGAAAUGAGUAGUCAGUGUCUCCAAAAAGCAAUAUGUGCGGUCUUGUUUGUUCAACUUGUUCAUAGUGGGAGAGAUUAAAAAAAACAAAAAAAAAACACUUGCACUAAAUGUGCAUGAAAAAUAGCACUUCUCCUAUGCUAUUGCUUGUAUUCUCCUGGUUAGAAGAGCUAUGGCUUUCCCAUGCAGCAAUGUUAAACUCAGAAAGGUGGGCCUGGAACUCUUCAAGAAAUGACUAUGACACUGACCUAGGAGACCACUAAAAAAAACUUGCACUCUACUGAGGUGUUAAAGACAACAAGGUGCAAUGCCUUGAUAAACUGUUUGUCUCUGUACAUUUUUUCCAGUAUAUUUAGUUAGUAAGAGCCCAUGCAAAGCGAGCGUCAUGCUGUGCUUCUUUUCUUUGUCUGUCUGCUUUUUUAAAUUUUGUUUUGUACGGUGUGGUGGCCUCUAGGAUACUUUUUGAAUUGUAAUUUAACAAAUGAAUGGGAUACCAGGCUGAUUUUUAGAUUUGUUAUUUUGUAUGUAUUUAAAAUUAAUAGUUCCUUGCAGGCAGAAGUGAUUUUCAGGUUGUUCGAGGCAUUGAUUGGGUGUCAUAAAAACAUUGGUCAGGGCAGCUGGGAGACAGUGACAUUCCUCUUUUACAGUCCUUUGGAUCAACUGCAAGUAAUAGAAACAACUUUCCUGCAUAUUUCCAUUUGAUAUACCAUAAUGAGAUUAUUUUGUUCCCUCCCUGGAUUUAUUGCACAUGUCAAGUAUCAAUAAGGGUUGCAGUAAUCUUCAAAAGACUGAUCAUUCGACAUUCAGGGAUUGGAGACAUUGGCAUUCCAAAUCCCAUGGGUCGUGUCAAGUUGCUUGAACAUUUUGGAUUUUUUUUUUUUUUAUGUUCUGCUUCAAUAAUAAAAACAAACAGUCUAACUUG